GGUGUAGAACACACACAAAGUAGAACAACAUCGUCUUUAUUCUAAGUCUCCUUCUUUAUGGGAGAAAGAAUGAAGACAUUAUUGAAAAUUAUGGUGCCAGCAGUUACCAUCCUGAGCUUACUACAGAUAUCGAUUGUAAGCGGAACAUAUGUAAUUUCUUAUCCCAACUAUGUUGAAAGUAAUAUGCCUAUAAAGGUUGGUGUCGGUGUCUUAAAUAUGAGUCAAUCACAAGUGAACGUGACAGCAUCAGUUACAAGUGGAGGCAAUGUAUUAGGAGCUAAUACGACUUCAUUCUCCAUGAACUCGUUUGGUUUACUCAGCAUUUCACCAGUACCGAUUUCAGCACCAAACACUAACCUCACAUUGGUAAUGAAUGGAACUACAGGAAAUGGAACAUUAUUUUCUUUGACAAAACAGUUAAAAACAGAUUACAGAUGGCCAUCUAUCUUUAUACAGACUGAUAAAGCUUCUUACAAAGCAGGACAACAAGUCAAUCUCCGUAUUGUGUCCAUCUAUAACAAUCAGCAGCCUUACCAAGGCUUUAUGAAUAUUACUAUCCUGGACUCAAAAAACAGGUUUAUGCAGGAAUGGACUGAAGUGCAGUCGGUGAUGGGAAUGAUUUCAAAGCAGUUCCAGUUGUCUAGCGAGCCUCCCACUGGUGACUGGACAAUUAAAGUUACCAAUAAUGAAACAACUGAAAUCGUGAAACAUUUCGCUGUAGUUGCAAAAGUGUCACAAGGGUUUGAUGUUACUGUGGCAGCUCCACCCACAUAUAUCGCAUUAAAGAAACAGAGCCUAAGUGGAAACAUCACUGUAUUGGAUACCAAUGGCAAAGGUGUGACAGGAAAUGCAAAAAUAACUAUAAAUGUUGGAUACCCCUACAACCUUUACAGCAAUCCACAAUUCUUCAUGCGCUACUCAGACUACAGCUUUAUUAAACAAAAUGUCACUGUUACCAAAACAUUUUCGGUUUCAGGAUCAGUACAAUUCGUCUUUACUUCUGACGAAGUGGAACGUUGCCUUAACACAACCAUUUUGUCACUGUAUGUGUCAAAUAACACUUAUAUAACUGCCUCACUAUUCAUCACUGCAGUUGUGACUGAGACUGUUACAGGUACCACAAGAAAUGGAACUGCAUUUGUUAUCCUGACACCUAAUGCAUACAAGCUGCAAUUCAAUGAUUAUCCUAGGACUUUCAAACCAUCCUUAAACCACACAACACUUCUCAAAGUCAAAAGAAGCGAUGAGACUCAAAUAACAACAAGUGACAUGAAAGUACCAGUCGUGGUCGUCAUUCAGCAGUACCCUUCAAAUCACAGCCAAGCGUUGAACCGAGUUGCAAGAAGCAUUGAUGACCUUGAUAUUGAUAUAGAAAUCUAUGAAGUGUUAAAUCGAAUUAAAAGAUCCCCGACCAUAGAUCCCUAUGAGACUACUGAUUACAUGUCAACAGCUAGUACUACUGAAAAGACUACUUUCAUUCAGACAACUGAAAUUCCUACUACCGUUUCUUCCAGUACUAUUGCUGCAACUACUGAGCCUAGUACUGCUACUACUGAUACUAGAAAUACUACUAUUGCUGGCACUACUACUACUAUUACCAUUAAUACAACUUCUGAUACUUCUAUCAGUAGUACUACUCCUACCAACCCUAUUGUUACUACGGAUGCAGGUAUUUCUACUACUUCUGUUACUGCUUCCUGUCAAAAUACUACAUUGACUACUACUACUACUACUGCUAUUACUACUAACACUAUUCCUGCUGUAGGAUCAAUGUCUUAUUCUAGCUCUACCUUUUCAACAUCACCCAACUCAUAUUUGACCACUUACUCUUCUUUAGCAGCUACUGCGAGUAAUGCCAGCUCUCAACAAAGUACUGCUAUUACUACUAACACUAUUCCUGCUGUAGGAUCAAUGUCUUAUUCUAGCUCUACCUUUUCAACAUCACCCAACUCACAUUUGUCCACUUACUCUUCUUUAGCAGCUACUGCGAGUAAUGCCAGCUCUCAACAAAGUACUGCUAUUACUACUAACACUAUUCCUGCUGUAGGAUCAAUGUCUUAUUCUAGCUCUACCUUUUCAACAUCACCCAACUCACAUUUGACCACUUACUCUUCUUUAGCAGCUACUGCGAGUAAUGCCAGCUCUCAACAAAGUACUGCUAUUACUACUAACACUAUUCCUGCUGUAGGAUCAAUGUCUUAUUCUAGCUCUACCUUUUCAACAUCACCCAACUCACAUUUGACCACUUACUCUUCUUUAGCAGCUACUGCGAGUAAUGUCAGCUCUCAGACAAGUACUUCACUCUACCCUGUGUCUACUUCUUUUCCUACUAGUACACCUCGCUUAAGUUUCAUUAGCUCUCAGAGAACUGGAUUUACUUUGACUUCAACUCCAGCAACAGCAUGCGAUAAUCUUCCUGCAGAAGUGACCUGCCAGAUAAUGACCUUCAGCAUUCCAGUUGAUGGGAAUAUUGAUAUCAGUUUUCCUGUGAAAGCCAAUACUACAGAUGUCUACAUCCAGGCUAAUUACCAAGAUGUCCAGGCAUGGCAGUGGUUUAAGAACAACAUAUAUUCAGCUACUGCAUUCAUCCAGAUUCGUAAGCCACCUUCUACACUAAUGGUUGGGUCUCCAUUUGAUGUAGUGUUUGAUACCACAGAACAAAGAGGCACAUACUUUUAUAUGAUUAUAAGCAGUGGACAUGUAGUGGCUACAGGAAAAGUAACUUCAACAACAUUUACUUUGACACCUGAAAACUCCUGGGCUCCAACUUCCACUCUGGUUGUGUACUACGUAAAUGACAGGAAUGAGAUUAUAAGUGAUACCCUCGUGCUCCCUGUACAGUAUAUGUUCAACAAUAAGGUUGUUUUGUCCUGGAGCAAACAACUAGCUCUUCCAUCUGAAACUGUUUCACUGACCAUCACAGUAAAUGAACCAAAUUCAAAAGUUGGGCUGCUAAUUGCAGACAGCAGUGCAUUACUUUUGAAGAAUGAUUUCAAUGCUGCAAAUGUAAUAAAUGCAUUGAUGGGAUACAACUCAACUCCAUUUACUGAUAUAAAUAAUCCUUUCACCAGCAAGUAUCUGAAUUUUUCAGUCCAGAGUGAUGCAGUCGCACCUGCCUUUGAAGACCCAUUCUAUGACCAGUACCCUAUUGAAGAAAUGGGGAAAGCUAUAUCAUUGAGUCAGUUGAUCCCUACGAUCUUCCCAGAUACUUGGAUAUGGCAGGAUGUUUCCAUUGAAGCUGGAACAACUACAACUCUGAAUCUGACCCUGCCUGAUACAUCGACAACAUGGGUGGCAAGUGCUUUUGCAUUAUCAAGCACUCGUGGGUUCGGUUGGACCACAGAUUUUGCCCAGAUUAAAACUUUUCAGUCUUUCAAGAUGGCUUUAAAUGUUCCAUCUACAGUUACCAAUGGAGAAAAUGUGGUCAUUGAAGUAGUCGUGUUCAACACUCAACAGACAACAUUGACAGUUAUUGUGAUGCUUCAAAAAAGUGCUGCUUUUACCCCGUUUGGACAAAGUAGUGCCAACAAUGCUCAAAGCAUGUACCAGAUAUCAAUGCCUGGCCAGUCUAGUAAGAGUGUCUUUUUCCCAAUUACACCAACACAAAUUGGACAAAUCCAUAUUGAUAUAAUAGGAAGAUCAGGUGGUACCGAACUCUUCAAAACUGGGUCAAUAUAUGUCAAGGCUAAGGGAAUUCCAAAAUUAUUUUCUAUGAGUACCCUAGUGAGCAUUUCAUCUUCAUCCAGUCAGACCAAAACUCUGAAUUACACUUUCCCAUCAAAUAUAGUGCCCGGGAGUGAACAAAUAUCUGUCAGUGUUAUUGGUGACAUGAUGGGACCCUCAAUAUCUGGACUGGAUUCUCUUAUCCAGAUGCCUUAUGGCUGUGGAGAACAGAAUAUGAUUAAUUUUGCUCCAAGUGUGUAUGCAAUGCAAUACUUACGCAACACAGAUCAAGUAAAACCAGAUGUGGAGGCCAGAGCUAUGGCAGCCAUAAGCACAGGGUACCAGAGGGAACUAACAUUUUUCAGGAAUGACUAUUCAUUCAGUGCAUUUGGAAGUUAUGAUUAUUCUGGAAGUACUUGGUUAUCUGCGUUUGUUAUAAAAUGCUUUCUUCAAGCCCGGUCAUUCAUAACUAUUGACAAUUCCGUAUUAUCUAUGACUAUAUCCUGGCUUAUGAAGUUUCAGCAAGCUACUGGAGAAUUCAUUGAGCCUGGACGUGUUAUUCACUCUGAACUUAAAGGUGGACAGAAUUCUGCAGUAACACUUACAGCCUUCAUACUGAUAGCUAUCACUGAACAACCAGUUUAUGUAAAUUCUUAUCCAAAUAAUGUGACCAAAGCUGCUCAGUAUCUUGAAAAUCAACUGCAAUCAAUAAAAGAUAAUACAUACUCCCUUUCAAUUGUAACAUAUGCCUUGGCUCUGGCGAACAGUACCAUGGCAAAUGAAGCUUAUUAUCUGCUGUCACUGAAAGCAACGCAACAAGGUGAUUUAAUGUACUGGACAACAACUCCUGUCACUCUGGGUUACUGGUACCCACCACGAUCAGUGGACAUUGAAGCCACAGCAUAUUCACUGUUAGCAAAUAUGAGACUCUUUGGUGCUGCAAAUGGGACAUCUAUCAUGAAAUGGCUGAGUCUACAACGAAGCUCCCUUGGUGGUUUCAUGUCUACACAGGACACUAUUAUAGCGUUGCAAGCCCUCUCGCAAUUUGUUGCCAUUUCCAAAUCAUUACCAGCCAGCUUGAACAUUAGAGUAUCACAACCUGGAGUAUCUAGCCAACCAACGUUCACAAUUACUAAAGACAAUAUGUUGCAAAAACAGACGCAGAAGCUUGAAGUUAAAAAUCCUCUGAAUAUUUCUGCAACUUGCCAAGGAAGUGGAACGGUACUUGUUCAGGUUGAUAUAUCUUACACAGUUACGCUGCCAAGUGGAUCCAGAAAACGUAGAGAUACCAGUUCAACAGAUAUUUUUAACCUUAACAUUACUGUUCGAGAUGAUCCAGCCAAUAUGGACCAUCUUGAUGUUGAGGCUUGUACUAGCUUAAUUCCUCAGGGUAAUACCACAGAAACUGGCAUGGCUAUAAUGGAAGUCACUUUACCAAGUGGUUUUGUUCUGUCUGCAGCUGGAGUAAAUCAAAGUGAUUUGAUUCCCAAAGUGGAAAACCAGAAUGGCAAAGUUAAUAUAUACUUCUAUUCGAUAAACACAACAGAUAUCUGUGUCAGUAUUCCAGCUGUCAGGCAGUCCAAUGUAGCAAAUGCCCAGGAUGCAUACAUAUCAGUUUAUGACUAUUAUGACCCAAGUAAAAUCACAACAAAAACAUACAACUCUCCUGUUCUCACAAAUAUAGAUCCAUGUCAGUUUUGUGGAGUAAACUGCUCCUUGUGCAAGUCAAAUGUAGACCCGACUACACUUGCCCCCUCAACUGAAAUGAUAUCUGUAGGAUCUGCAACUGAAACAACUGUGGGAAUUAUAACUGUAUCGUCAACUGUGAAAUCUACAACUGUAAAAACAGUUGUGGGAUCUGCAUCUGUACAUUUGCCCAUUGGAAUAAUUCAUAUUCUGCUUGGUGUUCUGAUGACUCUAAGAUAAUUCAACCACACUAUAUGUCAUCUGACUUCAAAACUGUAAGGUUGUAGGUCUGAUAACUAUAAAAAAAGGCAUGAAUUAAAGCAUCCAUCAUUAAGAAAAGAAAUGUUGCAAAUUUUUGAAAUUAUUCAUUCAUAUUUGAAAAAUAAAUAUAUGCUGUGUUGCAUUGUAUCUAUACACUUCAUAUUUUCCUCUCUUGCUUGUCUUUGCUGUUGCUUGUGAUUAAAAUUCAUUUAUUUUUCUGUUUUAUUUUUAUUUAGAUAUGGGUAAGGUAUAAUAGAUAUAAACUGUUCCAUUUUCAUCCAUCAGAGGAAGCACACCGUGAAUAAUGCAUACAAUAUAAGCACCACUUAAUUUGCAAAAUAACAUUUUAACCAUAACAGAUCAGCAGUGAGCAGUUUAAAAUAGACUAAAGUGAAUAAUGUCAAGAAGUUGGCAGGAAGUAGAAUUGACACAGUUUACAAUGUUACCAUAAGGUAUAAUGUAACAAAGAUAAUAAUAUAAAAAAAGAUUUAAAAAAAUGCUUUUCAUUCAGU
Molecule: messenger RNA, 6122 nt
Organism: Protopterus annectens (West African lungfish)
Lineage: Eukaryota; Metazoa; Chordata; Ceratodontiformes; Protopteridae
Product: CD109 antigen-like
Exons: 33
Coding region: 58-5589 (1843 amino acids)
Cellular component (GO): extracellular region
Molecular function (GO): endopeptidase inhibitor activity
Source: RefSeq, a predicted model, not a curated record